AAACAUCAAGAACCAUUUUGGAAAACCUUAAUAAAAAAAUUGAGUUCUGACAGACGGGAAGGUCCACCAACCAAGCCGGCUGGGGCAUCACACCGAUGACGGAUAUCCCGGAACUAACCAAAUAAUUAUCCCCACGUGUCCCACACUUCGGCAUGCCUCCCUCUACCGACGCCGUCUAACCCCUCAGUUUUUUCCGUCAACCCCCCCAACAAACAACUUUUAUUUGUGUCAUCUAAAUCCACUUAACGCCCCGUUUAUAAUUUCGCCGGUCAACACCAAAAACCCUAACUUUCCCCCUUUCUCUUUCUCUCUGUCUCUCUCCUCCUUCCCUUUCUCUCUCUAAAACUCCUCCCUGCGGCCGGUCGUCGUUGACCCAUCAUCAGAUCGCUUUCGUCCUACUCACCCGGCGCAACGUAGCAUCUCCACCAUGGAAGACGAUGAAGAAACCCACUCACACCCGUCGCCUGAGUCUGGAUCUCAGGCUUCUCCGCCGCCGAACGGGAGGAUUACGGUGACGGUCGCCGCCGCGCCGCCUCAGAACACCCUAACCCUGGCCCUCCCGAUCCAGCAGCCCAGAACAACCGGCAACGGCGGUGGAGGAAGCGGUGGCCGAGAGGAUUGCUGGAGCGAAGGGGCCACAUCGGUGCUCAUCGACGCCUGGGGCGAACGCUACCUCGAGCUGAGCAGAGGCAAUCUCAAGCAGAAACAUUGGAAAGACGUCGCCGAUAUAGUCAGCAGCCGAGAAGAUUACACCAAGACUCCCAAAACCGAUAUUCAGUGCAAAAAUCGCAUCGACACGGUGAAGAAGAAGUACAAGCUCGAAAAGGCCAAGAUCGCCGCCGGCGGUGCCCCGAGCAAGUGGCCUUUCUUUGACAGGCUCGACCGAUUGAUAGGUCCGACGGCCAAGAUCACCUCCGGUGCCGGAACAUCCUCCGUGAAAGUGCCUGUAGGAAUCCCUGUAGGGGUUAGGUCAGCCCAAUUUCAGCAACAGCAAAAACAGCUGAAGCAGAAGCAGCAGCUCCGGAGACGAGCUCCGGUGGAUUCAGACUCGUCUCCGGAGCCAUCUCCUGCUUCAAGCGACAGUUUACCACCGGAGCCGUAUGAGCGGAAGAGGCCUAGGGUUCAGAGAGAGUUGAAUUCGAAUCCAGUGCGUCCCUGCACCACACGGGGCAAAGAUGUAGAACGGAGAGAUAAGAAUUGGGGGAAUUCGGUGAGAGAGCUUACUCGGGCGAUUCUGAAAUUCGGAGAGGCAUACGAGCAGGCAGAGAGUUCAAAGCUGCAGCAGAUGGUGGAGAUGGAGAAGCAGAGGAUGAAAUUUGCAAAAGAGCUUGAGUUGCAGAGAAUGCAGUUCUACAUGAAGACUCAGUUGGAGCUGUCGCAGCUAAAGCAUAAGAGAGUUGGGAGUAACAACCAUCAUAGCAAUAACAAUAACACCAAUGACAACAAUAGUGAUAGCAUUAGUUAGAUUUAGAUUCAAAUCAAAUUAGUAUGAGCCAAAUUUGUACUUGAAUUUGGUAGUUUGGAUGUUUAACUCUCUCUUUUCCUUUGUUGUUCAAAUUUAACUAUUGUCAAAUGUUGCAAUUGUUAACUAAGCUUCAAAUGAAGCUCAUUAUUGUAUCAAAAAAAAUCUCUCUUGGUAUCCAUUCUGGAAAUAUUCUGUAUAUUCUCUCUUACAA
Cornus florida is the source of this 1676-nucleotide messenger RNA. Its product is annotated as trihelix transcription factor ENAP2. Gene Ontology annotation, molecular function: transcription cis-regulatory region binding. Bases 428 to 1465 code for a protein of 345 amino acids. Gene Ontology annotation, cellular component: nucleus. The record is from RefSeq and is a predicted model, not a curated record. NCBI's taxonomy places the organism in Eukaryota, Viridiplantae, Streptophyta, Magnoliopsida, Cornales, Cornaceae. The transcript has a single exon.